Molecule: messenger RNA, 1116 nt
Organism: Postia placenta MAD-698-R-SB12
Lineage: Eukaryota; Fungi; Basidiomycota; Agaricomycetes; Polyporales; Adustoporiaceae
Exons: 16
Coding region: 1-1116 (371 amino acids)
Source: RefSeq, a predicted model, not a curated record
AUGGCUGAUGUGUUUCCGCCGCCGCUCAAGCUCGCACUCGGAUCGACUCUCGGGGCGGCGCUGUUUGGCGUCACCUGCGUGCAAACAUUCUAUUUCUUCCGUUCCGCCACAAAGGAUGGCUGGAUUAUGAAGGCGCUCGUCCUGAUCUUCGACACGCUCCACCAGUGUCUGAUUACACAUAUCUUCUAUUAUUAUUGUAUCAUAAACUAUGGAAACCCUGUAACCCUCCUCAACUCCGUCUGGAGUAUCUCAGUACGUCAUCCAGUUACAUGCCUCCGAUCGCGCAUCGUCGUUGACUGCAAGGGCUUCGGGCAGGCUGAAAUUAUAGUCAAUUGGAAAGGUAUCUCCCCAUGCUCAUCUGCGUCAAUUACGCUUGACGGGACGCCUCCAGCUUCCUUGUUUUCCGACUCUGGAAAUGCCAUCCUCACCGUAGCCCAUUUUAGAUCUGACACCACCAAAGCAAUGAACCUGGUCUAUCCCAUCCGCGGUCUCUUCACAACCAACUUGCUGAACACCGAUGGCGAGAGGCAAACGGGCAUAUCGGGGCUGGCUGUCGCUGUGGCCACAGAUGUGUGUAUCUCCGGAUGCCUCGCGUUCUGGCUCAGCAAGAACAGGACGGGCUUCAGGAGGCUAGUUAAUCCACGCAUCGUCCAGGAGAUACCUAAUAUUUUUUUUCACUCCGAGCGCAGGUCCGACAGGCUUAUCGACAAGCUUAUAGCCAUGACGGUCACGACCGGCUUGCUCACAACCGUAUUUGUAAUCGCGAACCUCGUGGCUUAUGUAGUGGCGCCGAACGGCCUCUAUGUCCUUUGCUUCAAUUUUAUGCUGGGAAAAUUGUACAUCAAUGCUCUUCUCACGUCCUUGAAUGUGAGAAACGCCAUCCGCGAAGGGCAAAACAGCGAGAGUCAGCUCAUCAACUCGAUCCCGCUUGCCCAACUUGCGAUUCACUCUGGCACCGAGUCGUCCAACAGUAAAACCAGUCCCGUUGCGGUUUCUGUAGACCGUGUUGUGCGGAAGGCGAGCUGCGCUACCUUCGAUCAAACAAGCAUGGAUGCGACCGUGCACACCAACAGCGCAUACAAGGAUCUGAAGGGGAAUCCUGACAUGGCGCUGUGA